UUGAUUUCCAGCUUGUGACAUUGCUGUGUGUCGACGAGUAUGGCACCGGUUUUCCAGUGGCCUUCUGCAUAACAAGCAGAGUUGAGAGAAGAGCGAUGGAGAUCUUUUUCAAAGCCAUCCGCGAAAAAACUGGCCAAAUUCACGCAAAAGCAUUUAUGACAGAUGAUGCCCCUGCUUUCUAUAAUGCAUGGAGAGCCAUCAUGGGGGAUGCACAGCGACAGCUUCUUUGUGCCUGGCAUGUAGAUAAAAAUUGGAGAGAAAACAUCAGGAAGCAUAUUCAUGACCAGGAACUCCAAGUAUUCGUGUACAAGGUACUGCGGACCAUGAUGGAUGCAUCCACACAGGAAGAGCUCACCGAAGUGAUGAAAGAGUUCGAUGAAUUCUGCAGCGAACAUGGCAGGGAAAACAAUGGGUUGAUGAAGUUCAACACUUAUUUUAAGAACAACUACUCAAACCGAGCAACCCUGUGGGCUGCAUGCCACAGAAUCGAAUAUGGGAUAAACACUAACAUGAGGCUGGAGGCGCUCCACAGAGUGAUUAAAUACUGCUAUUUAAAUGGAAAACAAAACAAAAGGAUCGACAAACUGAUCUCCAUUCUUCUGAAAUUGGUACGUGACAAGAUUUUUGAUCGGCUAAUAAAACUGACGAAGAAUAGUGAGACCGCAUUUGAACGCGAGACAAAAACAAGGCAUUGCACUGGUGCAGAAAUUGAUGGCUCAGCAAUUCAGGCAGCUGCAAAGGACCAAUGGCUCGUGAAGUCACAGUCGGCGGACCUCUUCUACACUGUGACCUGUGAUGACAACAAAAGCUGCGACGAAACGUGCCAACUAGUGUGCAAGGACUGUAGAACCUGCAUUCACUGUUGGUCUUGCACCUGCAAGGACAAUGUGCUCAGAAGACACAUGUGCAAGCACAUUCAUGCUGUGAGCCUGAUCAAGCUUCAUGCCGUUGACAAAGUUGAGCCUUCAACACAGCAGCAAUGCGAGCAGGUUUCCAUUGACCAGGCAGAGGAAGACAACCUGAUGGCUGCUGCAACCAGCAUACAGGCGGUAAGACCAAAGGAGACGCGCACUUCAGCACGCUGUGCCCUCCUACUAGAUGCCAUACGCACGCAUCUACAACAUUCACUUCCAGACACAUUUUUGUCAUGGUUAGAACCAACACUGCAAGAGGCACUUUCAAGGAUAAGUGCCAUCACAAACACACAAUCAGCACCAACAGUGUCAUCGAAAAGAAAAAUUGAGCCACAGAGGAGAUUUUUUUCAAAAAGAAGAAGCCCACUACCGAAGGGAAGGCAAGGAUGGCAAAACCAACCCUGACAAAACAGAUGGCAAUGCACCAUCUCCUCAGAGGAGAAGGCACAUCAGAGGUGCCAACUGACAUUGACAGAGAAGAGGACCACAACUACAGUAAACGCAGUGAAGAUGUCGCCCGCACAGCCGAUACCUAACUGCUUGGACUUGUCCACAGUAGGAUUUGCAAUCAGCAACCAGCCUUCCUGCAGAAUUUUCGCACUCUGUACUUUUGCACCCUGCACUUUGUUUUCGCACUCUGUUGAAGUUGGCAGCGACUUCAGCGAUUUAAAAAUUAGUUUAGAAGAGGGACUAACGUUUCUGUAUUUUCAAAAGAAAAGCGUUGACUCACAGUUGAAAAAAUGCUAGGAGACUCAUCAGCAAGCAUAUGGCUGGCAGUGUGAGCGACGCAGUAACAAACAACGUUAAAGGGGUACUGACACAAAAUUUCGCAGCCGAGACAGCCUGCGGGUUCGAUUCCCGUGAACAUGUGUAUAUCAUCUGCAAAAUAUCAACAGCGAAUAUAGCUUGGAAGGUAUUUUAAAUUAAUUUUGAAGUUUGCGUGAGCGAUCGACUCCGUCGCUCUACUGACACCAUCAGAGGUGACCCUCGGUGACCCCCCUACUUCCCUCACGUAACGACGCUGCAACAAGUUAGGAUGAUGUCAUAGCCGCCAUUUUUUCUUUUGCCACGUUUGUUCCGGCAGUCUAUACUUUUCGGCGGCUGGUCGCGAGUCCGUGGCCGCGGCGCACGCGUUGAAAGUUUUGUGUUUGGCGACACUGCUGUCCCGUUUGCUAUUCGAAAGGACUUCUCGAUGCGGACCGUGCGGAAGUGAGUCACAGUUCUGUGUGCUGACGUGAUCGAGAGCUGCGCACGCUAGGUGGUGAUAGUUGCACCCGGUGCCUUGUCGUUUUUCGAGCUCUCUCAAACCGAAACUGAAACUGGUCGGUAAUGAGGAGCCUGUAAUUAAAUAUCUGUCGCGCGCUGCAGCAAAUGAGGUGCCGUGUUAUGACUAACAGGCCCCCAGCAACACAUUGCAGCAAAAAAACGCGAGGCCAAAGUUUUUGUGUCAGUACCCCUUUAGGCGGAGCGCCAUAGAGGCGAAAAGAUCUAUUGGCAAGCAGCGACUUAAAAAAAAAAAAAAAAAAAACUGGCUCUGAGUAGCUACUGAAAA
Molecule: messenger RNA, 2466 nt
Organism: Rhipicephalus sanguineus (brown dog tick)
Lineage: Eukaryota; Metazoa; Arthropoda; Arachnida; Ixodida; Ixodidae
Exons: 3
Coding region: 96-1319 (407 amino acids)
Molecular function (GO): zinc ion binding
Source: RefSeq, a predicted model, not a curated record